AUGGUGGCGUUAAGAUAGCUUGCAUUUCAACGUUGAUCGUCCACCGCACAGGACGUUGGGUUUCGGAGUCUUGCUCCUCGGUGUGAAUCGCUUGCAUGGAUUCUUUCUAACGCAGCUCGCUCUGUGUCGUGACCAUCCUGUCCGAGCUGCCCGCAGGUUCUUCUUGUGGCGUUUGUGCAAGGGUGCCGUGUGUGACCGUGUGUUCGUUAAAAUUGUGCAACUGUUCCAAUUGGCGCCAAUAGCAGUGUACAGUGUGCUAGCAGCAGUGGUCUAGGGUUGAGGUUCGACUUUCCUAGGUAGACGUAUCGGUAACCUCAGGAUAAUCGUGAAAGCUCAGUGAACGGUGCAAAGGAUUGGCCACUACACGGCUUGCAAUUUGGUAGUGUGCGUAGUGAAGAAACACGGAAUCAAAAUGAAACUGCCAGCGUUGCUGUUCAGUUUCGGGCUGAUAACAGGUGUGCUGUCGCAAGGAUUUGGACAGCAGCCGCCACCAUUCCGACCGAUUCCCAAAUCAUUCGGGGUUCCACCGAAAGCUCAGCGACGCCAGCUGACGCAACAGCAGCAGACGCACAUUCUGAGCGACAUUCAGAAGCACCAGCAUCGCUUCAAUCUGCAUCAAAACCAACGUUCGCCGAACGUUUUCAUACAACCGUCGAUUCAAAUACCGGUGCCCCCUCAACCCCAUUCAAGGCAACCGUUCAGUGGCCCAAGUAGUACACAGCAACACUUCCAGCCCAACGCACACUUCCAUCACCACUCGAACAAUCUACAUCCACCACCACCACCAUCAUCACCGGCCAAUGGACCGGUGAACAGCUUCCGCGCACCGUCCGGCCGUCCAGGACCUAGCUUUGGAGCACAACAGGACACACGACUGCCACCACAGCAGCGCUCCGUACAGAACCAACUACAGCAGGCCACAUUCUUCAACGGACCACCACCACCACCACACACUAAUGGCCCCGCGCCCGUCAGUCAGCCACUGAACAGCCAACCUUCCUCCUUUCUGAACAGCAUCGAUACACCAACGUUCGGUGCACCCCAAAGACCCAACUCCCUUCAGGCUCCUUUCCUUCAGACUCCUCCUUCCUUCACCGGUAAUGGACAGGUUCGCUUCCCGAGCCAAGGCGCACCAUCGAACGGGGCGAACCUUGGCCAACAGCCUGUGCCGUUGUUCACCAACCAGCAGCUACCACUGCACAACUCUCCCCAAAACUUCAAGCUGUCCGGGCCGAACGCCGGCCAGUCGACGUUCCCGGUGCAGCCGACAUUCCACAACAGCCAAUCCGUAAAUCCGGCCCUUCAAUUCCCACCGCUUUCGCAGUCGAUCGGAACGAACUUCCAGCAGCCCUCGCCGCAGUUCCAGCAGCAGCAGCAGCAACAGCAGCUUCCGAGACUGCAACCGAACGUUCCAUUUGCCCAAUCGUCCAAUAACUUCAACGCCCAGCCCCAGGGUGCUGGAUUCCCACAGGCCCAACCUCAAAUACAAACGUUCAGCGGACCGCAGCAACCCGUGCAGAGUGCACAGUUCGGUGGUCAGGCGACCAACUUUAACGGUCUACAGCAACAACAGCAGCAACCACUUAGCUAUCAGCAGCAGCAGGAGUACGAACGUCGGCUCAAGGAAGAAAGUGAACGGAUUCGCGAGCUGCAGGAAAAGCAGAAGGUAAUCCAAAAGCAUGAACAGUUCCUGCAGAAGCAAUACCAGAAACAGCAAGCGAAGGUACAGCAGCUGCAUCAGGAGUUCCUGAAGAAGCAGCAAAAGAUCCUCCAGCAGCAACAGCAGCAGCAACAGCAGCAGCAAUACGAACAGCAGCAAAAGACCGUCCCAACUCAGGUACGUUCGCGCGAUGUGUUGCCGUCGGAGCGGACACUUUUUGAAAAGGCUGUUAAGAUGCAGUCAAAGCCCGUAGCCGUACCAGAACCAACUACAUCAACCGCUGCAGCCACCAGUGGACAGCUUUCGGUGAUCCCGCUCAAGCCCAACAGCAAGAAGGACUACAGCAGCAUCACUCAGUCGGAUCUGGACGUACUGCUCAGCGCGAACCGUCAGACCCUGUUCCAAACGAUCAAGUCCGAGACGGCAAAGCCAGCCAAGGCGAAGCCCACGAAGGUAAAGUCUACCAAAGCGCUCGGACGAGACGAUCUGCUUAAGCAGCUGAAGCUUGCCCUUGCCGAAACUUCGCCCGAUCUUGGUGGCAAGAAUUACAGCUCGACCGAUCUGGUACUACCGAACGGUGAAAAGGUGCAGGUCAUCCGUACGACCGAUCCCGAAAUCAUCAAGCGCGCCAACGCCAACUCGGAGGGUGUGCUGACCCAGCAGCUCGAUUCGCCCACGACACCGAAACCACUGUCCUUCGAGGACAUUGCGCGCAGUGGUCUGCUUCCCCCGGGUGCGGACUUUGAACUGAUCAAGCAGACGGAGGAUGGGCAGAUCCAGGAGGUGGGCAAGAUCCCGCCUCAAAAGAAGGUUACCUUUGUGUACCUGGAGGAACAGGAUGACGGAUCGUACAAGGUGCAAGGGGUAAAGGGUAGCGGUGACAAGGAAACCAAAACGUCCGGUGCCGAUGUGGACAGCAUCUUGAAACGCAUCAAGAACGGUGAAAUUCAGCUGCCUCCCCCAUCGUCGGUCGUGUCGAAGGGAUCCGUGGCCAAGCCGGACCUGAUCGAGGACGCACCGAUCACGACUACGACGCCACGCCAUCAACCGAUCAAGAAAGCCAACUCGGUGACGAUCAUUCCACACAGCACACCGAUCGAGGAUCACGCCUCGACUGCUUUCCUGUCCGGCAGUACUGUACACCAUACCGCCUCGCCGGCACCGGCCACCAUCUACGCUUCCACGCCUUCCCCGGCAAGCCCGAGCAGCGGUGUCACUGCAUACUCACCGGGUGGCUACUCUGGCAGCACGCUUCCACAGCAAGUCUCGGCCCGUCUUUCAACGCCGUCGCCAGUGUCCGGUAGCUAUACCGCCGACAGCACGGCACGAUUCUCCGAAGCAAACUCAGUGUACACCCCGGUGUCUACCACGGCCAUCCCGCCCGCUACACCAGCACCUAGCAUCUAUCAGACUGCCAACACGGAAAAUUAUUUCUCGGACACGGCUACGGCCGCUGCCAUUGAGCAGCAACAGCAGACGGCCAGUACCUACCAGCAUCAGACGAUUCAUGCGUCACAUCAGUCCACCGCUAGCGAUGCUGUCCCUACGGCAUCCGCAUCCGAAACGAUCACGCAACAGCAACAAGACAACACGCUCAGCGCUCCCAAGGAGGACACCCAGCAGCAGCAAAAUGAACUACCAGCAAUUCUCAAGAAUAACGGACUAUUUGCCAUGGCCAAAUAUCUCCGCCAGUCUGGUCUCGAUACGAUACUGAAUGAAACGGGCCCGUACACAAUCUUCGUGCCCACCGAUAAAGCCUUCCGCAGUCUGCUUGUCCAGCUGGGCGGACCCGAAAAGGCGGAAGAGAAGUUCCGCAACAACCCACGCCUACUGAGCGGACUGCUCUUGCAUCACGUCAUUCCUGGAUCGUUCGAAAUCGCGUCUCUGCAGGAUGAAAUGACUGGUGUGUCCCUGGCCGGAACUCAGCUUCGCGUAAAUCAAUACAACAUGCACGACUCGGAAUGGAACGACGUUAAGGUGACCACCAUCAACGGCGCUAUGGUCGUGCCAGACAAACAGGACAUCGUGAUCCCCCAGGGUAUUGCUCAUGCCGUCGACCGUGUCAUGUUCCCGCUACCAGUUGGUGAUAUUCUUCAGACGCUUCAAUCGGACCGUGAGCGACGCUUUACUCACUUCCUACGAGCAUUGUUUGCAUCGGGCAUGUCGGAUACUCUCCAGAAUAAAGGUAUCAAAACUUACACAGUAUUCGCUCCAACCGAUGCCGCAUUUGCUCACCUCUCGACUGAGGAACUCACCAACCUAGUCACGGAAAAGGACCAGGCGGAAGAGCUCGUACGCAAGCACGUUGUCCCGGGCACUUUAUUCACUGCCGGUAUGCGUUUCUACCAGGUUAAGGACGUUAUGGCGGAGGGAAAGACAGUUACGCUGCAGAAGACGGGAGGUAAAAUCAAGGUUAACGAUGGUUAUCUGCAGACGUCUAAUAUCCCAACAACGAACGGCGUUAUACAUGCUAUCGACUCGUUGCUGUAAGCAUUCACCCUCGCCACCACCAAGCUGGACACGAAUCUACAAAACACGAUCACGUUAAUUUCCAGUCGGGUGGGGAAAACACAGACCUGAAACGUCAAUCCGUCUGUCCUCGAAGUUGUGUUGUUAAUUUAUUACAAAAUGCCCUUCCAUGAGUGUCCGUUUUCAAUUUCAAUCAAAAUUACGUUCAGGUUCACAAUGCACUACCGAUUGAAAGUAACCAUUAUUAUUUUGGCAAUAUAUGACCAACUAGAAUGAAUGGGAGCGCAACCGAGAAGUUCUCCAGAAAACUAUGGAUAAAAUCCCAUUCUCUGUUUGGUUCGUUAGUGGUCUGAACAGUUUUGAUAAUCGUUAAGUUUAAAUGAUAAUUUAUUCGUUAAGUUUAGUAAAAUGCUGUUUUGUACGAUUUCCCGCUCCGGCCCAUUUACUGGGUGAUCGUUGUAAAUACUAUGAAAAACAGUGUAAUAAAGAGUUCGAGAAAGAGAGAGAGUUCGCUUUAGUAA
This is a messenger RNA of Anopheles arabiensis, 4650 nucleotides long. Its product is annotated as daxx-like protein. Lineage: Eukaryota; Metazoa; Arthropoda; Insecta; Diptera; Culicidae. Bases 413 to 4150 code for a protein of 1245 amino acids. The record is from RefSeq and is a predicted model, not a curated record. Gene Ontology annotation, biological process: cell adhesion; extracellular matrix organization. The transcript has 8 exons. Gene Ontology annotation, cellular component: extracellular matrix. Gene Ontology annotation, molecular function: cell adhesion molecule binding.